This is a messenger RNA of Chlorocebus sabaeus (green monkey), 2213 nucleotides long. Lineage: Eukaryota; Metazoa; Chordata; Mammalia; Primates; Cercopithecidae. The record is from RefSeq and is a predicted model, not a curated record.
AAAAAAAAAAAAAGGGAUGACAGAGGUCCAGUGAUUUUGCCCAAGGAAAAUUAGAAGUUAAAAUGGUGUGUUUUGGCCUCUGACCAUCCCCACGGCUUCAUUCAAACAUUCCGGGCUCCCUGGCCACCACUGUAAGUGCGUCCGGGCCCGAGGACCUGCCUGUACCAUGAACCACAGGAUGUCCUGUGAGUCCAGGUUGGCCUCUAAGAGCCUGGACGGGUCACGCCACAGCCCAUCGGGGAUCCUGGGACCCCCAGUGCAGGGGGUGGUGCCGCUGCUGCUUCCAGGCCUGGGGAAACCAUGUAGACGGGACCGUCUUCCAAAUCGGAUUGGCAAGUGGGUUUGGCAGAGCCCAGCGAGACACUGGGAUGGCCCAAACUCACCAGAAGCCCCGUGCAGAGGUGGCUACUGGGGACAGCCAGGUCAUCCCAACACGGGUGGGGCCCCUGCAUGCCCCACUUCCCACCCCAUGGGUCACAGGCCUCGAAUGCACAUCCUGCUGUGUGGAGACCAGACCACAGGUGGACAAGCCCUGUCUGGGGAAACGGGCCUGGAGCACUGGGCGGCGGGCACUCACUUGGCUAUCUCUGCCACCACGUGGGGCAGAAAGAUGCCGGCCUGGAUUUCUGAGCUCCUCAACAGCUCAGGAACAGCGCAGUCGCUUGCCAACGCAGUGUGCGAGGCACAGACCAUUCCAGGGCCUGGCCUGUGCCCACAGGGCACUCCUGCCACACGGGCCCCUUCUCACAAGGCGACACUGUCCACCCCCAAUCCCUGGGGCCCAAAGCAGCCCCAGAACAGACACAUGCACCCCAAAAAAGGGGGUCAGUGGGGUAGAUGCACCCAUCUGGGGACCCUGUGUGUCAUCCUAAGUGGGCUACCCUCGAAAGCUAGAUGUGCCCAGGAAGCAGCAGCCCAGGCCCUGCACCUUGCCUCCCGCUCCCUCUGGCCGCCGGGCCUCAGCCAGCGCUGCCCCCUGUCCCGCCUGUGCCCUCGCCAGGGCCCCUCGCCGCCACCCCCUGCCGCCUCCCGAUCUGGUCAAACUCCUGGGCACGAGCCCCGCGUGCAGGCGCCGGGCCUGGGCUCCUGUGGCCGUCCCGCCAGCGCCCGUCUUCCGUCCCUGCAUUUAGAGAAGGACGAUGGCAAAGGCACCCGCCCGCUGACCCCUCUUACAGCUGCUGCCGCGGGUGGCGACCACAGAGACGUCCCCUCUGCCAUUGCUGCGGGACUGGGAAGGACGCCGGGCGGAAACAGCCUCCCCCUCCAGUGCCCUGAACUCCCUGGGUCCACCCCGGCUCCCAUGGUGGGAAGGGGCCGGCUUGGAGCCCCCAUGGGACAGAGUGGAGGUGGGGUAAGUGCCUGGAGCUCUCGGCCAUCAUGUGCGAGUUUUGCUCCCUGCUGACGCCUCCCUCGCACCGUCCUUUCUGUAUUGUGGACUGGGCAGCUCUCACGGGGGGCAGUUCUGCUCCCAGGGGAUGCUGGCCAGCAAGUGGAGACGUCUGUGCUCUUGGCUGGUGUUGCCACAGGCAUCUGGCUGGUGGAGCCCAGGCAGGCUGUCCUGGCCCCUGCAACCCGCAGGACAGUCCCGCCAUGGAGGACGGCCAGCCCUGAGUCCCCAGUGCCCCAGGGCCCGGGAACCCCUGCCUGCCCUGGGCAGAUCCCCGGGGCCAGGCGGUUCAGGCCGCGCUCCUGCCUGCUGGGGUCUCCUGCCGUGCUCGCCAUCGCCACUGGGUGGAGCCACAGGUCCAUGUGAUCGUCCCUGUGAUCCCAGGUUCCGGAAGGAUCCUCACCCAAAGCUGGCCCGGCCCGGCUCCCAAACUCUGGUCUCAGGACCCUUCGCAAUCCUGAAACCUUUUGAGCUUUUGUUUACAUGCGCGGCCGCUGUGGACAUUCACCCUACUAGAAAUAGAGUAUUUAAAAAUGUUCACUUUUUCACGUAAAAGUAGCAAUAAAUCCAUUGCAUGUGAACAUAACAUUUUAAUGAAAAACAACUGUUUCCCCGUAAAAAAAAAAUGUAGUGGGAAGAGAAAGGAGGGGUGGCUGUUUGUGCUGGAUUCUUAUGUCUGCAUCUGCCUGCAGGCCUGUGGCCUCCAGAACAUUCCGCCCCACACUUUCAGGAGAAUGGGAAGGAGGCCAGGCACGGUGGCUCACGCCUGUAAUCCCAGCACUUUGGGAGGCCAAGGCGGGCGGAUCACCACAGGUCAGGAGUUCGA